Molecule: messenger RNA, 901 nt
Organism: Ananas comosus (pineapple)
Lineage: Eukaryota; Viridiplantae; Streptophyta; Magnoliopsida; Poales; Bromeliaceae
Product: protein YABBY 2-like
Exons: 6
Coding region: 131-676 (181 amino acids)
Biological process (GO): multicellular organism development; cell fate commitment
Cellular component (GO): nucleus
Source: RefSeq, a predicted model, not a curated record
AUAUAUAUAUAUAUAUAUAUAUGCCCCAUCACUCUUCAGAUCAUCAUCUCUUCCUUGCUUCUUCUUCUUCUUCUUCUUCCCUUGCUUAUGUACGUAGCGUAGGCUACUUCAUCGGUCCUCAGAUCGGAAAAUGUCGACCCAAAUCGCACCUGAGCAUGUUUGCUAUGUUCACUGCAACUUCUGCAGCACCAUCCUCGCGGUCAGUGUUCCAUGCAACAGUUUGUUCAACAUUGUAACAGUUCGAUGCGGACAUUGUGGAGUUCUGCUGUCGGUGAAUAUGGGAAAUUUGCUUCAAACGCUCGCUCGUCAAGAUUACCAGAUUCACAACAAAGUACUUCGUGAGAACUGUGGGGAGUACGAGUCAUCUUCCAAAUGCAACAAAACGCCGAUGGCGUACUCCAUGCCAAACAAUCAGCAACAAGUGCAACCAAUGCGCCCUCCGGAGAAAAGACAACGUGUUCCCUCAGCAUAUAACAGGUUUAUCAAGGAGGAAAUCCAAAGGAUAAAGGCUAACAAUCCAGAAAUUAGCCACAGGGAAGCAUUCAGUGCUGCGGCGAAGAAUUGGGCGCAUUUUCCUCGCAUACAUUUCGGGCUGACCCUUGAUGGAGCUAACCCAGAGAAGAGGGACGAAGAGAUCACUAUGCCAGGGCCACAAAAAGCUCAAGGUUUCUAUUAAGUAGAGUUUCAUUGCGAGUAUUUAGAUGCUAUAUAUAUGUUAAUUCUCUAUUGAACUUGUGAUCUACAAGUCAAGGUAUAAACUACUAUGUGCUAAGAAGAUCUUGCGGACCUUCUCUAGAUUCGUAAUCGUCUGUGUAAUGAGAAAAUGACUAUUCGCGCUUGUGAUUUGAUGUCAUAUAAUUAAUUAAUUAAUAUUCGAUCACCGAGUUAGGUGAUGUAUUAA